UGUGGUGGUGUACCUCUGAUCACGGAACUCAGGAGGCUGAGGCAGGAGGAGCAUAAGUUUUAGGCCUGCCUGGAGUCCAGAGUGAGACUCUGUCUCAAAAAACAUAAAGCUGAAUGACACGACCCAGAAAGUUAACAGAGGUGAUCUCCGAAAGGGAAAGGGAAUUUUUUUCCUUUUUAUUUUUCUCUUGCCCCUCUCCCUUGUUUUUUAAAAAAUAUGUCACUUUUCAAAUACCACUUUUGAAGUCAAGAAGAUUUCUUCUUGCAGCAAAUGAAGCUUUGGGGCUGGUAGAGCUGAGCAGCUGUCGCAGGGUCCCUCAGGGACCACUAGGUGGCGAGAACAAAGGCGACGUGCGGCCGUGUCUGGGCGUGUGCGCCCGGGCGGGGCCGGACCGUCUGGCCCACUCUCCCCUGGUAGUGCGCUAGGGUUCCAGGCCGCCAUGGCCCGGCCGCGUGUGCGGUUGGUGGUCACUGCCGAUGACUUUGGUUACUGCCCGCGGCGUGAUGAAGGCAUCGUGGAGGCCUUCCUGGCGGGGAUCGUGACCAGCGUGUCCCUGCUGGUGAACGGCGCGGCCGCGGAGAGUGCGGCGGAGCUGGCCCGCAGGCACGGCAUCCCCACCGGUCUCCACGCCAACCUGUCCGAGGGUCGUCCCGUGGGCCUGGCCCGCCAUGGCCCCUCGUCGCUACUCAGUCCUGAAGGCUUUUUUCUCGGCAAGAUGGGGUUCCGGGAGGCGGUGGCGGCCGGACGCGUGGCGCUGUCCCAGGUGCGGGAGGAGCUAGAGGCCCAACUAAGCCGCUUCAGGGAGUUGCUGGGCAGGCCCCCUACGCACGUGGAUGGGCACCAGCACGUGCACGUGCUCCCAGGUGUGUGCCAGGUGUUCGCCGAGGUGCUGCAGGCAUGCGGGGUGCGCUUCACACGACUGCCGGUGGAAGGCGGGCUGGGCGGCUGCGGGUGGCUGGAAGCCCCCGCGCGUGCUUUCGCCUGUACGGUGGAGCGCGAUGCCCGGGCUGCCAUGGACCCCUUCUCUCGCCACGGCCUGCGGUGGACAGAUGCUUUCGUGGGCUUGAGCACCUGCGGGCGAUACAUGACUGCUCAGCGUGUGUUGGGGGCCGUCACGCGGGCUCUGGAAGAUAACCCCACAGGCCAUACUCUGACCGUUGAGCUGAUGACACACCCGGGUUACCCCAGUGUGCCCCCAGCUGGAGGUUGUGGUGAGGGUCCGGAUGCUUUCUCCUGCUCUUGGGAGAGACUGCAUGAACUUUGUGUCCUCACAGCACCCACGCUGAGGGCAGGGCUGGCCCAGGGCGGGGUGCAACUGUGUGCCCUUGAGGACCUGGAGUCCAAGAGGCCAGAAGGAGUCUCUUGAGAGUCCACUCUGGAAUCUUCCCUGGACCGUUCCCUACCCUAAGCACUAAUGCUGCUUAGUGUGGAGGAAAGGGAGCAAGAUGAUGGUCAGGUGCAGCCUGGAGGGAGGCCCUGGAGUAGGGUCUAUGCCUUCCCAGAGUGACGGACACACUGCCAGCUCUGUCGCCAGGCUCUCAUAGCUCAGCAUGGCAGCCGGCGCUUCGCUGUAGGCAGAUCCAGCCUGUGACAUCAGCGUCUGGGGCCUGCAGUGUUGGGUACCAAUUCUUGUUGCAAUGUGAACACUUGAUUGUUCAGUGGCAGUGGGCAGAGAUUUUAUGUAAAUAAAAGAGUAUAUGUCUUUCA
Molecule: messenger RNA, 1707 nt
Organism: Chinchilla lanigera (long-tailed chinchilla)
Lineage: Eukaryota; Metazoa; Chordata; Mammalia; Rodentia; Chinchillidae
Gene: Ydjc
Product: YdjC homolog (bacterial)
Exons: 5
Coding region: 440-1366 (308 amino acids)
Biological process (GO): carbohydrate metabolic process
Molecular function (GO): deacetylase activity
Source: RefSeq, a predicted model, not a curated record